CUAUUCUCUCCAUUCCAAUACUUCUCCACCCUCAUCCCCCCCCUAUCGGUGCUUAUGUUGCCACUCCUUCCUUAUUGUCGCGCUUGAACUCCAAUCCUCUCUUCUGAUUCUUGAAUCCUCUACGUCCCAUCCAGCAUGGACGUCGUCGCGGCGGUGUCGGGGUACAUCUCCAAGAUGGUCACCGCGGGGGACCCCUCCUCCUCCUCCUCGGCCAAGAUGAAGAUACUCCUCCUCGACAGUGAGACAGUCCCCAUUGUGUCAACCGCCAUCACCCAGUCCGCCCUCUUGAACCAUGAAGUCUACCUCAUCGACCGACUCGAUAAUGCCGCCCGGGAACGCAUGCGACAUCUCCGCUGCCUGUGCUUUGUGCGACCCUCCCCGACCUCCAUCCAAUUCCUGAUCGACGAACUCCGCGAGCCCAAGUACGGCGAAUACUACAUCUACCUCAGCAACAUCAUUCGCAAAUCCUCCCUCGAACGACUCGCCGAAGCAGAUUCACACGAGGUGGUUCGUGUGGUCCAGGAGCACUUUGCCGACUUUCUCGUGAUCAAUCCCGAUCUGUGUUCCAUGAACUUGGGCUUCCCGCAGCAGCGCUUGUGGAGCCAGUCGCCAGACCUGUGGAAUGCGGAUGCCUUGCAGAGAGCAACGGAAGGCGUUAUCGCCAUGCUGUUGGCGCUGAAGAAGAACCCGUUAAUCCGUUACGAGAAGAACAGUUUGUUGGCUAAGAAGCUGGCCACGGAGGUCCGCUAUCAGUUAACGCAGGAGGAGCAGCUCUUCAAUUUCCGCAAAACCGAUACGCCACCGAUUCUGCUGAUCCUCGACCGCCGGGACGACCCUAUCACGCCGCUGCUGACACAAUGGACAUACCAGGCCAUGGUGCAUGAGCUGAUGGGCAUCCACAACGGGCGCGUGGACCUCCGGGACGUCCCGGAGAUUCGACCGGAGCUACGGGAGAUUGUCCUUUCCCAGGAUCAGGAUCCGUUCUUCAAGAAGAACAUGUACCAGAACUUCGGAGACCUUGGCCAGAACAUCAAGGAGUAUGUCGAGCAGUAUCAGGUCAAAACGCAGAACACAAUGAACAUCGAGUCGAUCUCGGAUAUGAAGCGCUUCGUGGAGGACUAUCCCGAGUUCCGUAAACUAUCCGGGAACGUCAGUAAGCAUGUCACGCUGGUGGGAGAGCUCAGCCGGCGAGUGGGGGAGGAAGAUCUGCUGGAUGUCAGUGAGUUGGAACAAAGCUUGGCUUGCAAUGACAACCACGCCAAUGACCUCAAGAACUUACAACGCAUAAUCCAACUGCCCAGCGUCCCGGCGGAGAACAAGCUGCGACUAGUGGCACUGUACGCCAUCCGCUACGAGAAGCAACCAAACAAUGCGCUCCCGAUCCUGCUCGAUCUCAUGGCCACCGCCGGCAAUGUUCCUUCAUACAAGGUCAACAUCAUCCCGAAACUACUCGCUUAUCACCACUCCUUGCAAGCGCCGCCUGUUGCUGGUGGCUUUUCCGACCUCUUUGAAUCAACCUCCCUCUUCUCCGGUGCCCGGGACCGGUUCAAGGGCCUGAAAGGCGUUGAAAACGUGUACACCCAGCACUCGCCCCGCUUGGAGGCAACCCUCCAAAAUUUGAUCAAAGGCCGUCUGAGGGAGUUGCAGUAUCCCUUCCUCGAAGGUGGCGGCCAUACGCGGGACAAGCCCCAGGAUAUCAUCAUCUUCAUGGUGGGCGGAGCUACGUACGAAGAAGCCAAAAUGGUCGCCCAAGUGAACGCCAGCUCGCCCGGCGUGCGAGUCGUCUUGGGUGGCACCUCCAUCCACAACAGCACGAGCUUCCUCGAGGAAGUCGACGAUGCUGUGAGCGGCUGGCCCGAGCCCAGCCCCUCGUCCGCCGCUGGACGGCUGCAGAGGGCCAUCGGACAUUAGCCUUGUUUCUUUAGCGUGGAUUGAUGUGCAAUCUUUUCUCUUUCUGUAUCUGUAAUUUUCUAUCUUAUAUCCUGGACGUUAGCCAUGUUUGAACUCUCUCCCAUGAGACUUUGAAAGCGAAUCAAAUUCCGUCCACCAUGCGUAUUGACAAGCUUUAUCCCUGCAUCAAUACAGUGCAC
Messenger RNA from Aspergillus ibericus CBS 121593, 2090 nucleotides. Its product is annotated as Sec1 family protein. NCBI's taxonomy places the organism in Eukaryota, Fungi, Ascomycota, Eurotiomycetes, Eurotiales, Aspergillaceae. The record is from RefSeq and is a predicted model, not a curated record. Gene Ontology annotation, biological process: vesicle-mediated transport; intracellular protein transport. The coding region runs from base 136 to 1911 and encodes 591 amino acids. Gene Ontology annotation, cellular component: Golgi membrane. The transcript is spliced from 3 exons.